Molecule: messenger RNA, 6720 nt
Organism: Lineus longissimus
Lineage: Eukaryota; Metazoa; Nemertea; Pilidiophora; Heteronemertea; Lineidae
Product: WD repeat and SOCS box-containing protein 1-like
Exons: 8
Coding region: 201-1484 (427 amino acids)
Biological process (GO): protein polyubiquitination; intracellular signal transduction
Molecular function (GO): protein binding
Source: RefSeq, a predicted model, not a curated record
CCUAACGCAAUUUGUAUUUGUCAACACCAGCACAAAUUUGGUUUUCGAUUUUUCGGUUUUCUACAAAACUACAGGAGCAGAGAGGGUUGUUUGCAGUGCAUCCAUCAAGAUCCAAGCUCUAGUCCCAACAACUCUGAAUUUGUCAUCUGUACAUUUGUAAAAUAGGAUAGGAUUCACACCAUUGUUCUCCUGAUACUGGAAUGGCAAGCUUUGGUGAUGAUGUUAAACCUGAUGACAUAGACCAAGCCCUGCAGAUUGCUGAGCUGCGGCCGAGGAAUUACCCAGCAGCCCAAAAGGCUGGCUGUGAGACCUGGUCAACCGCCUGGUCUCCUCAUGGUAACCUGUUUGCCUGGUCAUGUGGGACCAGAAUUGUGAAAAUUGUACCAUGGUACAAAAUAAAAUACAACAGAGAUGUUGAUGAUGACAACAAUGGUUUCAUUAACAAUCAUGGCUUCAGCCAUCGUACAAAUUCAGAGACGAACCCAACCGGCCGGGACUCCCUGAGGAAAACCAUAACCAUUGAUGCCGGCGAAUUGAUAUGGGCUCUUGCAUUUGGAUCUUCCACAGCUGAGAUGAGGCCCCAAUCUGUGAAUCUCAAUAUAAAACAUUUCUUCUCUUGUAAAGGUCUAAUACUCGCAACUGGAUUAAACAGUGGCAGGAUUCGAACAUGGGAUGUGGCAACAGGUAAACUGAUGCUUGAACUUAUUGACCAUCGUGAGGUCAUCAGAGAUCUGAAAUUCGCUCCGGACGGCAGCUUAUUAUUAGUGUCCGGUAGUCGAGAUGGCACGCUCAAAGUUUGGGAUAUUCACGAUGAUGGGAAUAUGACAAAGACUAUGCGGGGUAUAUCAAAAUGGGUGUACGCUUGCGCAUGGUCUCCUGAUGCCAAGCUUCUCGCCAGCGUGGGAACACAAAAAACAGUAUUAAUUUGGAAUAUGUCCAGUUAUCAGAUUGAACGUAAACUUGACGGCCACUUCCACGACGUUGUCAGCUGUGAUUUCUCACCAGAUGGGGCUCUCCUUGCUACAUCUUCCUAUGACACACGGGUCAUCAUCUGGGAUCCUUAUACCGGUGAAAAACUAAAAACACUCUGUCAUCUCUUCCCUCCACCUCACUUCAUGCUGGCUGGUGGCGCCAAUGGCACUUACGUACGAUCUGUUUCCUUCUCGCAUGACGGGACCCACGUUGCUACCAUUGCUGAUGAUUCCUAUGUGAGGUUCUGGCACGUCUUCAAUGACCACAACCCGGAGCAGAUCGCUGCUGCUCCUAAUGCCUUGACUUGUUCUUUCUCACCAGAUGGCAGUGUCUUAGCUGUUGGGACCAGGAAUGGAAGCGUGUCAUUCUGGGGUGCACCAAUGAGAUGCGAGACGCUUCAGGACCUGUGCCGUAUGGCAUUACGCCGCGUCACACGGUCGCCAGUCAUCAGUAAACUUCCAUUGCCACUGAGGCUGAAAGAGUUCUUAGAAUACAAGAGGUUUCAAUUCUGAAAGAUGUUUGAAUUCAAAAACUGCAGAAUUGAAUUUUCCUGGUACUAGCAUGGCCAUGUCAAAACCACAACACUUUUCAUUUCUUACCACUUAUGAUUUUGAUCGAAAUUGGUCCUAAAGGAAUGAUUUUGAUCAAAAUUGGUCCGAUUGUAAUGAUUUUGAUCAAAUUUGGUCCUAUUGCAAUGAUUUUGAUAUAUUUGUCCAAUAUUGUAAUGAUUUUGAUCAAAAUUGGUCCUAUUUCACCGGGAUAGAUUUGGUACUGAUUUUAUCCUGGUACUGGGCAUAGGUCCUAAUGAAUUACGACAGGAGCAUGGUUUAUUUGUUAUAAUUUGCUCGGCAGGACUGCAGCUGUGUGUCUUAGGCUCUAAACAGCUGAAUAUUAGGAGAGUGCCCUUCUCUACUCUAAUGCCAGAAGUCCAGGAGUUCUAAUCAGUGCUAGCGUACAGUAUUAUCUACCGUAAUAUUAAACACCACAUCGAAAAACCCAACAAUAUUUUUUGUUAUAGAUCCAAAUACAGGAUCACCAGCUUGGUUUAAUCUAGUCCAAAUGUUCUGUAAUCACAAGCUAUUUUCAAAAAAUUGAUGUUCUUCAAAUUUCCGUCUGUACUCUACUAUAAUUCUUCAACAGGAAAUGGUUUGAUUAUUGUUGAUCGUCUUGGUUGCCAUUGUCAUCUGUGAACUUGUUGAAAGUGAACAGUGAUGACUGUAAGAUCAUAACCAUGGAAACUGACGAUUAGUCCCGAAAAUGAAAAGAGGCUUAUUCAUUUUCGGACUUGCCGGCCAUUAACUGCAAUGGGGGCCUACAGCUUUCAUAUGCCUUUGACGACAUCUUGAACAAUAGAAUUCCCCUGCGAAAUUCAGACGGUCGAAAAUUUUUCAUAACAUUGAUGUUUGGAAGUAUUGCUUAUAACUGUUUGUAUGCACAAGUGUAUAUCAGGUGUGAAAUAGCACUUUCGUUUAUUGCAUUUGAUGAAUCUUCACAUUCAGGACAAGUUUUCAGAAAGUUUUAAGCUACCUCACUGUUUGAAUUGUCGACCAACAACAUCACUUUCGUCUUCAUUUCCUGGAAAUUCUGAAUCAACUGACUCUGAGGGCAUGUUGGUCGAGCAGUUGGAUUAUGAAUUCCUACAUUACAUAUUUUUCAUCUUAAUCAGCUGCUGCGGUGUAAAAUAAUGUUACUUCGUUUAACUCUUUCACUGGCACUGCCAAUAACGUUUUAAAACGUUAUUGAAAAUAGGUCUCUAAAUUGCCAAUAACGUUUCAAAACGUUAUCUCAGUGUUUUCAUCUACCCAUCAAAAGUAAACCAAACUAUUGAUUCUACGUUGAUUUAAACCUCCCGCCAUGUCUUCGGAAGUGUUCUCGGAAGCAUUCGGCUCAAUCUCGUCCCCAGGAAGUCGGUAUUUCGAGUCAGGUGAAGUGGUGAAGAAAGACCAAUUUGAGAUCAAUUUGCGUGAUCAGCCUGAUUCUGAUGGUGAUAAUGACCAGGCAGUUGGGGGUAUAAUGAUAAAAGUAGUAGUGACAAUGACUCAGGUGAUGGUGGGCAGGGGGCGCAGCCUGCUGCAGGUGGGAAUCAAGCUGGCCGAGGGCGUGGUCGAGGGCACCAAAGAGGGCCCCCAGCUCCUGCUACAAAAAAGUGGUAAAAAUGGCAAAAAUGCUGGCAAGAUGGGGGAAUAACUUUAAAAUAUGGCUGGCAGUGAAAGAGUUAAUAUCUGCAGAAUUUUUUAGUUUGGAUAUGCUUCAUGUGGUGUGGUUAGAUUGUUGCCAGCGUUAGGUUUCCUUAGGAUGAGCUGCAAGCCAUAACCCGAUGGUUGGAGAGAUUUUUGUUGAUGUACCAUUUGUUCAUGUGUUUCAAAGUGGUUAUUUUUCGUCUUGAAUUUAAAUCACAAGAUCAAUUGUUCUAAACAAAUAUUGUCCCCAACGCUGACAUUAAAGGCCUAAUUUUGAAUUUGUAAUUGAAUUUUAAAAUGUCCAAUUGCGGGAAUACAUACUAGAUAUAAAUUUCAACAUUGCCAUUGUGUAGAUUGAUGUACAGUUAACGUGAAAACAAAGUUUCAUCAAAUUCGUAUUCAUAAUAACUGCACUACGGCAUUGUGUAUUAGUGGAUUUCUAUUUAACUGGACCACAAGUCAUUACGAACGGUGUACCCCUUUAACUGAAGGAGAUAACACCAAUUUAGGUUAACGCCAGCGUGAGUGAUAAAACUUGUUUGGUACAGCUGGGACCAGGGGUGAACGUUGGGUUCUAUUCAGUAAUGCAUGCGACCUUAAUUUCGCUUCUGCAACCAAAAAAGUCAAUGUCUUCACACACUUGUAGUUGCAACCUGAUUUUGGCUUGUGCCACCGAAAUUGUUUUUUUCUGAAAGUGAACUUUGUCACCUGAAGAUGCACGAAGGACUCUCGAUUUGUUUUUGCCAACUUUUGGCAGCGGGUUUAUUGUGUUUCAGUAACAUAUAUUGUACUUGGAAUUAAAGCAUGAGGAUACCAGUCCUUCUAUGUAAAUAUUACUUGUGUACAAUUUGACAUUGGCAGCUAAUUUGCAUAUGCUCUGAGUCUUUCCAGCUCCUUGGGUGUGUAGUGCUGUACAUUCGUAUUAUUCUGAUGCUGCAUUUUAUGUUGCUUGCCAGAGAGGUAUCGAUCCCCAAGAAGGGCGAUGAAAAUCCCAUUCUGUGUUCAUUAAGAUAUUUUACAGAGCUCUGCCUCUGCAGGCAGGUGCCAACAGGCUGCAGCUUCUUCAAUCCUCACCACUUUCAGCAAUCUGAGAAUUGAAUUUCAGGGCAUUGCAGUUGUUAUUGUUGAGUAUAAUCUGCCCAGUGACAGUUUUUAUUUCUCUGUUAUAUCUUCACACUAAUCAUGAAUGUCAGUGUAGUGUUUUUAAAAGAAUAUUGCUAAAAGCUGUUAAGCAAUUUCGUGGGCUUUUGCAGCGUGGACUCCACUGAAUGGAGAUUUUGACUGCAGGUCCAGGCCUGCCACAUGGACAGGAAAUAGCACCCUCUGCCUGAUAAAUCCAGGACACAUAUGUGCAUACCCAGCUUGGUUUUGGGGUCACUGGGUGUUGGUGCUGCCAUGUCUCAUUUGGGUCUAGGAUAACUGGUUCUGAGGCAUAGCUAAGCCUAAAGGCUUAUCACCACAUCAGUCACUGGGUGCCAUGUCUAAUUUGGGUCUGGGAUAACUGGUUCUGAGGCUUAGCUAAGCCUAAAGGCCUAUCACCACAUCAGCCUUACAUGCGGUGUAUAGGCACCAGGCUUUUAUUAAAGGGCAACAUGGGGUGAAAUAACAGUCAUGGACAUAUACGCUGCAUGAAACACUUAUGUGGAGAAAAGCCUUCAGAGCAGAACCUUCUAUUCAGUCAUAAUAUAAGAACUAACAUUUUUGUAUUAUAGUAUUUCAUUGUGAACAUGGCUUCUAGACUGAUCACAUUCCCUUCUAUAUGUAUUAUGAUGAGGUCAACUAUUUGUAUAUUAAUCAACAUGGGGCUGUGAGUUAAAACGAGAAGCUUUUCUCGAUCUGCUCAUGUGACAUAUCGGGUAUAAAAAAGAUGUCGGUUCUCAAAGAUGUCGGUUCUCAAAAAGGGUGUAAUUCAUUUGGUUGCCUUUUUUUUUCUUUGAUAAAGCCUAUUUAGACUCGGAAGCAUUCUGAAUAAAUAUAUUGUACAUGUGCAUAUAUUGUAUCUAGUCUAGUUUAACAGUAUGUGCUUGUUCUUGUGCUUAAGUUUUUUUCGUUUUUGGCUCACCGUAGGGGAGUCUAUACAACACCGCAGUGUCCGUCGUCCGUCGUCGUCCGUCGUCGUCCGUCGUCGUCGUAUCCUGUUUCAAAAACAGUGGCACGUUUCUUAACCGCUAAGCCUAUGAACUUGUAACUUUGUACACAGGACUCCCUUGGUCAGAUGACCUGUGACACUAAAUUUCGGUCCGAUCUGAUUCUUAAUUUGGCCACCAGGGGGCCGAAUGUAGAUUUCUAAAAAGUGUGAUAUCUCGCUUAUUAAUAACUUGUUUGGAAUGAAAUUUUUGUGGUAGGUACUCAUAGCAAGGGUACAUCAUAUAUCGUACGGGUUUUUAAUUUGACCUACUUUUCAAGGUCACAGAGGUCAAAUGGCGUAAAUUGGCUGUUUCAGUGUAACUAUGGCACGUUUUUCAACCUCCACAGCUAUGAACUUGAAACUUAGUACAUAUAACCCCCUAUACCAGAUAACCUCUGGUGCUGAAUUUCGGUCUGAUCUGAUUCUCAACUUGGCCACCAGGGGGCCGAAUGUGGAUACCUAAAAAGUGUGAUAAUUCGCUUAUCAAUAACUUGUUUUCAAUAAAACUUUCGUGGUGGGUACUAAUAGCAAGGAUACAUCAUAUAUCGUACGGGUUUUUAAUUUGACCUACUUUUCAAGGUUGCAGAGGUCAAAUGGCAUAAAUUGGCUGUUUCAGUGUAACUAUGGCACGUUUCUCAACCGCCACAGCUAUGAACUUGAAACUUGGUACAUAUAACCCCCUAUAUCAGAUAACGUCUUGUGCUGAAUAUCGGUCCGAUCUGAUUCUCAAUUUGGCCACCAGGGGGUCGAAUGUGGAUAUCUAAAAAGUGUGAUAUCUCGCUUGAUGACUUGUUUUCGAUAAAACUUUUGUGGUAGGUACUCAUAGCAAGGAUACAUCAUAUAUCAUAUGGGUUUUUAAUUUGACCUACUUGUCAAGGUCACAGAGGUCACAACGCAGACACAGAUAUGGCCGAAAUUGCAUGUUUCGUGUUUUUCGUGUUGUGGCAAUCCAAAGGUCGUGAGUUCAAACCCCGGUCAAGGACGGCCAAAAAUAUUUUUUUUAUUUUCGAUGAUAUUUUUAUUGCAGGGACUCUUAGCAAUCACACGAUAUUGAUCUUGUUGAUGUCAUAGACAAUUAUUGGUUGGAUCAUAAACUUAUAUAUACUGCCCUGUCUUAUUACUUGACAUCAAUACACAUCUAAAAAAAGUCUUCAUGCCUGAUUGUGUUCACCAUAUUCACCUGUAAACUAAGCAUGAUCCUGCCUACUAAAAGAUGUAUACGGUGAGCACAAUGGCCCCUGGCCGUUUCAUUGCUACACUUUAUCAUAAACUAUGAGUGCUUCUUGGAAAAGGGGAAAUUUCUAGGUUCUUUCUCUUUCCUCGACUAGUAUAUAAAUGUAAAUAAUAUAUGCAUUAAAAGCAGCUUGUUCAUAACCGGUAAAUUGUUUACACUAUUAGUUUAAAAAUUGAGUAAAUAUUUAUAUGAAUAAUAAAUAUUCA